Messenger RNA from Heterobilharzia americana, 1392 nucleotides. The record is from the annotation of a GenBank genome assembly. Lineage: Eukaryota; Metazoa; Platyhelminthes; Trematoda; Strigeidida; Schistosomatidae.
AUGACUGAGUCAACGCCUGAGGAUCCAGUGAAAAGUAAAAACAAGAAAUCAGCCCAAUUGAAUACUACUGACGUAUCUGGUGAUACCAAAGCACUUCAUUCUAGUGAUGAUAAAUCGUUAUCAUCUGCACAGUUCCCAAAUGGAAUUAAUGAAAAACUAUUGAAGCAACUCACAAAUGUGAUGUUGGUUUCGGGAACCAGCAAUUCUUCUGGUAGCGCAGCGGAAAAAAAGACUAAAAAUGAUUUCCGAUUUUGGAGAACACAACCAGUACCUGAUCUCACUGAGCAAAUUACUGAUAACGGUCCCAUCGAACCUGAUUCAAAGCAUGAGGAUAUUCGUUCUCAGCCUUACACAUUACCUGAAGGAUUUUACUGGUGUGAAUUGUCGUUGGACGAUGAAAAUGAGCUACAAGAAUUGUAUGAUCUUUUGUUUGAAAACUAUGUAGAAGAUGAUGAUCACCUCUUCAGAUUUGAUUAUUCCAAACCUUUCUUACAGUGGAUUCUGAAGUCACCUGGUUGGCAUAAAGAUUGGCAUGUUGGACUUCGUGUAACUAAAAGUAAAAAGCUGGUUGGAUUUAUAGCAGCCAUUCCAUGUCAUCUACAGAUUUACGAUAAAUCAAAACAACUUGUUGAAGUUAAUUAUCUUUGUGUGCAUAAGAAGCUACGUUCGAAACGUAUGGCUCCUGUGCUGAUACGAGAAGUGACGCGUCGUGUUCACUUACGUGGACUUUUCCAAGCACUGUUCACAAGCGGCACGUUAUUGCCGAAACCAAUCAGCAAAUGCCGAUACUGGCAUCGUCCUCUUAAUCCACGUAAACUUCUAGAGUGUGGAUUUUCUCAUCUCACACACAACAUGACUUUGCAACGAACUAUUAAGUUAUACAGGUUACCUGAAGCUCCUGUUGUUAAGGGUUUUCGGCAGAUGACAAAAAAGGAUGUAUCUAAAGCAUGGCCUUUAUUAUCUCAGUACUUGAAAAAGUUUAGUAUCCAUCCAAUUUUUACAAAAGAAGAAUUUCAGCAUUUCUUUGUGUCUCGAGAUGAUGUCGUUUACUCUUUUGUAGUAGAGAACGAAGACGGACAAAUCACUGACUUUUGCUCAUUCUAUGUUCUCCCUAGCUCUGUAAUGAAAAGUAAACAGCACAAUAGCUUACGCGCCGCCUACUCAUUUUACAAUGUUUCCACUGUAACACCAUGGCCAGCUUUAAUUCAAGACAUGUUAAUAUCAGCUAAACAACUGAAAUUCGAUGUAUUCAAUGCUUUGGAUCUGAUGGAAAAUAAAAAGUUCCUUGAAGAGUUAAAAUUUGGUAUUGGCGACGGUGAUUUACACUAUUAUUUAUAUAACUGGCGUUGUCCAUUCGCUGAACCUUCAGAGGUAGGAAUAGUGCUACAAUGA